AUUUAUACAAUUUUCUUUUUGGGACCUAUUUUCUUUCUUAGCAAACAUCGUGAGGAAGGUGUUUUGGAGAAGAAAUUGUGGCAACGAGGUUUCGAGGGAAAGAAUAAGGGCGGAUCCUGUCGAGUCACUAUCGGUCUCAUAGAUGGAUCUGAUUUUCAUCCUGGUGAGGAGGACAUGGACCUUUCUCCUGCUAAAGUUUCUAUUCCAUGUAUGAAUAACGUAGCUGAUCAAUCAAUGGAAACCUCAAAAGGAAGUGGUCGUAGUGCCAAAAACAAAGGAAAAGGUCACAGAACUGAACUUAGUGUGGAUGAAAGAAGUGGAAAGAAAAUCUUGAGUGAUAAGCGACAUCGACUAAGAAAAAAGAUGUUUUUCAAAAAUAUGACCGAAGAGAUCAGUCAGUUAAAAGAGUAUAUUACAGAGAUGCAGUCCCAGCAGAAAUCUUCAUCUCAACUUCUAGAGAAACUAGGAUCUUAUAUUUCCCAAUCAACCAACCAACAGCAUGAUGAUAAAGGUGAUUCUAUCCAGAUUAUAAAACAAGAAAUGAUUGCCCAGCUUGAACACUUGCAAGAUAUCAAAAAGUUGACUACUGAGAACGGAGAAUUAAAAGAGGAAAUUGUACGGUUAAGUAGUGUGAACGGAUUGUUAAAAUUGGAGAAUGAGCGGGUAAGUUCUGAGAACGGAUUCUUAAAAGUGGAAACCGAGCGGCUGAGUACUGAGAACAAACAUCUAAAAGAGGAAACUAGCUGGCGAAAUUUCGAGAACAAACGCUUGGAAGAUCUUAUCAAAGGCCUGCGAGGCAAGGGACAACUUCUAGAAGUUCUGCAGAGACAAGACAGUCGUAUUUCUCUACCAACAUGCCAGGAUAACCAUGGAAUGGAGUGUAAUAAUGAUGACCAUGUUUAUAGUAAUAAUCGUUGUGUGGAGAAAUUUGGCAACGAAGGAGCUGUUGCUGGGAUGGAGUUGGAAAGUUUUACUUCUAAGAACAGUUUCUUCAAAUCAGAAUUUGGUCGGUUGACUGAUGAGAUAAAACGGCUACAAGAAGAUAUUACAUGGUUGCGUCCUAAUUGGCAAUUUCCAGCCCAAGAUCUAAACAAACUAGGAGAUCUUUUUUUCCAAUCAACCAGUCAGCCACAUGAUGAUAAAAGCGGUUCUGUCCAGUCCACUGGUUUCCAAUUGCGUGAAGGCAUCCAGGAUGUGCAGAAGACUGGUUCUAGUGACGAAGCAGCGGCUACCAACCAGAAUCAUACAAAUAAUUAUUCUUGAUUUGGAGCAUGUACCCUAGUUAUUUGCUGAAUUAAAGUUGUUUCUCCUAAGGCUACUUUGGUAGCCAGUCUAGUUUUCAAUUCCGGACUUUAAUGCUUUUGGUAAUGAUAGCAAAUGACCGACUAAUAAAUGUGUUUCGUGAAUAUUAAAUGAAUAUGUUUGGUAUUA
Hibiscus syriacus is the source of this 1431-nucleotide messenger RNA. RefSeq lists its product as uncharacterized. Lineage: Eukaryota; Viridiplantae; Streptophyta; Magnoliopsida; Malvales; Malvaceae. The transcript is spliced from 9 exons. Bases 175 to 1263 code for a protein of 362 amino acids. The record is from RefSeq and is a predicted model, not a curated record.